GCGCGCAGCUCGUGAGACGCCGCGCCAGCCGGCACCAUGCGCCUGCGGCCGCUGCCCUUCGUCGUGGUCCCUGGCUUGCUGCAGCUGCUAUUCUGUGACAGUGAGAAGGCGGUGCAUGCCACAGAGGGGCUGGACUGGGAAGACAAAGAUGCUCCUGGGACCUUGGUUGGAAACGUGGUGCACUCAAGGAUCAUCAAUCCUCUGCGCCUGUUUGUUAAACAGUCUCCUGUCCCAAAGCCUGGACACUUGGCGUAUGCGGACAGCAUGGAAAACUUUUGGGAUUGGCUGGCCAAUGUCACGGAGGCUCAGGAGCCACUGGCAAGAACUAAACGGAGGCCAAUAGUAAAGACGGGAAAAUUUAAGAAGAUGUUUGGGUGGGGCGACUUCCAUUCCAACAUUAAAACUGUUAAACUCAAUCUCCUCAUCACAGGAAAAAUUGUUGACCAUGGAAAUGGAACCUUCAGUGUUUAUUUCCGACAUAAUUCCACAGGCCUAGGCAAUGUUUCAGUGAGUUUGGUACCCCCCUCCAAAGUGGUGGAAUUUGAAGUUUCCCCGCAGUCUACCUUGGAGACCAAGGAAUCCAAAUCUUUCAAUUGUCGCAUUGAAUAUGAAAAAACAGACCGGGCGAAGAAGACUGCCCUGUGCAACUUUGACCCAUCGAAAAUCUGCUACCAGGAGCAGACUCAGAGCCAUGUGUCUUGGUUGUGUUCCAAACCCUUCAAGGUCAUUUGCAUUUACAUUGCCUUUUACAGUGUUGAUUAUAAACUUGUGCAAAAAGUCUGUCCUGACUACAAUUACCAUAGUGAGACUCCAUAUUUAUCUUCUGGCUGAAUCUUUCCAACAGUGAUAUAAAUGAGGGGUGAAUACAUAUUUCAUUAGAAUGACCAAGAACCAAGGCCAACUCUUCGUGGUAAAGGAUCCCUUUUGUUUCUGGCAGUGAACCUUAGUUCCCUAUUAGGUUUUCAAAUUAAAAAAAAAGAAAAAGAAACAUCUUUAAAUGUGACAUGUGUUUGUUUCGCUCGUACCUUAAUCUGAAAAGUCAAACUGUGUAUGAAGCCAUCGCUUUCAUGUAGGAUGGCUAAGUCCUAGAAAUAUUGUUGUUUCUCUAAAAUCAACAUCAAUGGUAGAAACAUGUAAUGAAAAAGAACCGAAUUAUGCAUGUGAUACACAUUGCUCUUGAAAUGAGCCUGCCUUUGAAAUUUGUUUUGGAAGGUUACCUUAAAAAUAGCAGAUUCAGUAAAGUAACUGAAAAGAUAGCAUUUGAUAGAUGAAUCGCAUUUCUGACAUUGAAUUCUUUUUUUUAUCUCCGUCCUUCCCCCACAUCAGUGCUGUUAUUGAUAUGAGAGAUGAAGGGGUAAAAUUUGUUUCAAAACCCAUGUGUGAGGUUACAGUGCCACAGUGGAACUAAACACAUGAUUAUCUGAGCUAGGCUGGGAUGAGACUUAAACACUUCGUCCUGCGUUGGCCACCAUCUUUAGGAUUCUCAUCUGAGUAGUAAUAUGGGGCAUUGGGAAAGCGAACCCGAGUGUAUUUUAAGUCAGUCCCACAAUCAUGAAGAUCAUGAUGUUCUUAGAUUCUUUUGCCAAAUUCAAUGCCAUGAGAUUGCCAAAAGUACCAUAAAAUCUGCAUUCUACCCUAUAACCUAUAACUUCAUGCUAUUCAUUUGAUAGUGUGAGUUUAUAUACACACAACUCUGAAACUGAGAAAAGCAAUUUUGUUCCCUAGGCAAGAACAAAGAAAAUAAUUGGAAGUCGAUUGACAAAAUUCCAGGAUUAUGGAUUCAUUAUUUCUAGCCUCCCAGAUUAAGUCCUCUUUGCGUUUCAUUAAUUAUUUGAGUGGGGGAUCAAACACUACCUGGAGAUAAAGAGUAUAUUGAAACAUGACUGAUUAUUAUUAAGUGUCAACAACCUGACUCACCAGGCUUUUGAAAUCACUUCCAAAUUAAAACGGCUUCACAGUUGGAGUCAUUGCCAUCUUCUCGGGGGGAGCGGGGCGGGGGGUGUGGACAGGUAUCCUGCAACAUAGAUGUGAAUGAUCUUUGCAUCAACACAGAAAGAGGGUCUGGCUGGCCAGCAAUAAGAUUUCUAGAACUCUUAAGACUCAUGGGAAGGUUACUGUUUUUACAGUAGGUGUUCACUUUUGCCCCCUUAUCUGUAAAAUACCAGUUGAAGUAAAACAUUAAACUUAAAGAAGACAAGUCUAACCAACAAAAAUGCUCUUUCUACAUUGUUUGAAGAGCCAACAGCUCUGUUCUCUAUUUUGCAUCUCCAUUUCUUUCUGUUUACUGGUGAUCUCUGUACAGUGUUUGAUUUUGUCUUUUGUAAAAAAAAAUGUACUAGGCUUAGUGUGUGGUAGUACAGGCUUGAAAUUUUUGCUCUGAGUUCAUCAGGUGCUUUCGUAAUUCUGUGGUUGGUGUGAAAUAUUUUGAGGUAUCCUUUUAUUUUCAUCUAUAGACAGGAUUAAAAUACUAUUUAUUGUAAAAUACGUGGGAACCAUAUAUGUAUAUAUACUUAGAAUUUUCUGUGUACAGAGAAAGUAUGUGUACACAUUUCUAUGUAAAUAAAAAGAAUUUGCUAAAUCUGUCA
This is a messenger RNA of Neogale vison (American mink), 2585 nucleotides long. RefSeq names its product neurexophilin 2 (gene NXPH2). Bases 37 to 831 code for a protein of 264 amino acids. The record is from RefSeq and is a predicted model, not a curated record. Gene Ontology annotation, molecular function: signaling receptor binding. Lineage: Eukaryota; Metazoa; Chordata; Mammalia; Carnivora; Mustelidae. The transcript has 2 exons.